AUAAAUGUACCACGGUUUAUAGUAACGAAAUUUUUAAUGUUAGAAUAGUUUUUGUAGUUGAAUUGUAGACAGUCAAUUUUCUUAACUUCUUUACAAUCAGCACAGAAAAGUUAGGGAGAAUAAGCAAAACAAUACAUAUUUUAUGGACAUGGCUACGUAUAACAUUGACAUGAAGGAAUGCAACGACAUAAAAUUAGCAGAACAAGACUGUUCUUCCACGGUGGAUAAAGCUACAAAAGAGCAGUUAAAGAUAUGCCAAGAAAAAUUAAUGAAGAGAUAUAAAAACGAGAAUGCUUACAUGACUUCAUUUCUUUGGAGUGAACACAACGACUUACCAAUUAAAGAUGCAUUCGUGAAUGUUAAACUACAAAAAACCGACAUGUUAGGAAGAAAGACAGGAGAAAUCAUUCAAAUUAAAGACAUAUUUGCCAGAGAGUCUAAGUUGCAUCAAACAAUCCUAAUCACAGGAGAUCCAGGAUACGGGAAAUCCACCAUUUGCAAAAAAAUCGCCUACGACUGGGGAAUAGACGAAGAGUAUCGCAGUUACCUCAAGGAAUUUGAAAUUUUAGUUUCUAUUCACCUAGGCGAAUUAGGAGAGAAGGGUGUACUUGAUGCCGUUAUUGAAUGCAUUGACAACCAAGAGGAUAGAACAUUUUCGAAGAAACUCAGAAAAGCUAAUUGGAAUUUUUUGAUCAUUCUGGAUGGAUUUCACGAAAUUCGCGAUAAAAAUUGCGUUAAACAAUUUAUAAGUAAUGAUUCUAUUGAAAUUUCUAAGAAAAUGACAAUAGUCGUUACCAGCCGUCCACACGUUACACAAGAAAUUAGGAAAUUUAUUGACUACAGAUUUUGCAUCGAAGGAUUUUCUCAGGAACAAAAGAAGAAAUACAUCGAUAAUAUUGUUAAAGACGAAGAUAAAAAAAAGUAUGUCGAAAGUAUCAUUAAAAAGAAUCGCUUCUGUUUUGAAUUAGCGAAAUGUCCGUUAAUGUUGUACAUGUUAUGUUGUCUUCCUAAAAGUAGAACAGACACAUAUAUAAUGACAAAUGCCGAUUUGUUCAUUUUAAUUUUUCGUCUUAUUAUAGAAAAUUAUAAAAAGACGAAUAAAGAAACCCAUAAUUUAAAGAAAGGGAAAUACUUUGACGGAGAAGAUGUUAUAAUUAAACUAGGAAAACUUUACUACGAAAAGGAAUUUCGUGAUAUUACAAUGGCCACUUCUUUAGAACCAAAAAAAGUAAAAGAAGCAGAUUUGAAUAAAAUUUUUACAGAAGAGGAAUGUCAGUUUUUACUUAAUCUUUAUAUUUUUGAAAAACGUACAGCAGAAAAUAAUGGAGAACAUUUCGUAUUUAUCCAUCGAUUAUUUACCGAUUUCGUAAUGGCUUUUUUCAUCUUCGAUUCGAUCCACACAGUUGCUUUUCCAGAAAUGGAAGGUAUUUUAUUUUUUAUUCUCGGUUUGUUUAAAAAUGAACCAUUUGCCGGCAACUUUAUUAAUUUUUUACGAAGAAUCUUCCUUCAUCCCGUAACAUGGCUUAAUUUUUACAAUGAAAUAAAAAACGAAAAAAAUAAAGAAUUGUUCUGCACGAAAACAACAUUAGUCUUUUAUUUCGAUUGUUUAGACGAAUUCUUCAAAUUAUCAAAUAUUUCUAAAUUGAAUAAAAUUAAUUUGAAUUAUUCACGCGAUUUUCAGAUUUUUGUAUUCCUUGAUAGAAGAUUCUCUAUGGAUCCUAAAAGAAAACUUUCUCCUCCACAUCCCAGAUCUAAUAGCCUUGACAGCUAUAUCGAUCUAUUUGAACCUGUACAAUCUUUAAUAUGUUUAUUUAAAAGCUACAGUUGGGAUAAAUUCAAGUUUUAUUUACAUGGCAUCGUUUGUAGUAGUAAUACAGAAUUUUCUAUUAUAUGCGACAGAAAUAUUGACAUUUUUAGAAAAACCAAUGAAGAUGUCAAGCAAGAGUUAAAUCUUAAUUAUAAAAGUCCCGUUGUUUUAUCUAAUGAGAGUGAAUUUGGCGACGAUCGCAAAUAUUUGAUAUCUACAAAUCAAUAUUAUUCUUUAUUGCCAAAAACCAAUGAAGAUGUCAAGCAAGAAAUUAUAGAAGAGUUAGAACUUCAAGAUAAAAAUCCCGUUGUUUUAUCCAAUGAGAGUGAAUCUGGCGACAAUCGCAAAUAUUUGAUAACUAAAGAUCAAUGUGAUUCUUUAUUGCCGUACUUCAUCAAAAAUGAUUUCAGUUGA
Messenger RNA from Centruroides sculpturatus (bark scorpion), 2221 nucleotides. RefSeq lists its product as uncharacterized. The transcript is spliced from 5 exons. The record is from RefSeq and is a predicted model, not a curated record. NCBI's taxonomy places the organism in Eukaryota, Metazoa, Arthropoda, Arachnida, Scorpiones, Buthidae. The coding region runs from base 143 to 2221 and encodes 692 amino acids.